AUGCUGGUGGAGUCGGACUCAUCAUCUCUGCCGCCUGCUCCCGUGGAGGCCGUCGGCGUCAAGCGCCCUAACUUGAGCGGCAACAGGGGAAAAUAUAUCAUCGUGUCGACCAACUUUUUUGAAAUCACCAUUCCCCAAUGUCUCAUCCACCAAUAUGACGUCAUCUCGCCAUCGGGCGACAAACUCCCGCUGCGGCGCUCGUUUGACAUCAUCCGCAAGCUGCAGCACGAAGUCGAACCGGACAUCUUCAGUCGUCGCGGCGUCUACGAUGGCCGCAAUAAUUUUUUCACCACCCAGAAGCUCGAAUUCGGCAAGAGCGCCGAGGUACGACUUUGCCCAUAUUUUUUCGUCCACACAAUUGCAGUCCAACGACGUGGCCCCAAAGUAUACAAAGUCCGGUUGGUACACGUCGCAGUGAUCAACCCCGAAGUGCUUUCUCGCUUCGUCAACGGUCAACAGUCCAAUGAAGAGCGCGUGCUCACAUCCGCCGUUACCGCACUCAACACGGUAGUGCGAAUGGUGCCAAACUCUUGCUAUCCUUUUAAUUCUCGUUGCUUCUAUACAGAUGAGGAGGUGCGGCCCAUCGGAGGUGGUAUUGAUCUGUGGCGAGGAUACUUCCAAUCUGUCCGUCCGGGAAUUGGAAGGAUGCUGAUAAACAUUGAUAUCUCAACGGCUGCCAUGUACAAACAUGGCCGUCUUAUUGAUUUGUGUCUUGAUUUCUUGGGCAUUCCAGCAGGCAAUGUGGUGGCCUUGGCACCUACCCGAGGCUUUCCCUUUCGAGAGCAGAUCCGGCUAACCCAUUUUCUGCGUGGACUUAUGGUGACCAUGCCUUAUAGACAGCGCUCAUUUCGCAUUGCGAAACUGAGCAGGAGAGGUGCUUGUGAUGAGACUUUCCAAUUGGAUGGGAAAGAAACAACAGUUGCUGAAUACUUCAAGGAUCACCACAACCAUCCUCUCAUGUAUCCUGAGGUGAUCUGCGCAGUGCUGCCUCGCGGGGACGUGAUUCCGCUCGAGAUGUGUGACGUGCCCGCAGGACAGUUUAUGAAACGUCAGAUUCCUAAGGACAAGAAGCGGGAUUUCCUGGCAUUUUCCAUGAUGAAGCCUGGGCAACGCUUGGCAAGCAUCCGGAACGGCUUCAACACCCUCAAGUAUGGCGAUUCCGAAUACCUCACAGACUUUGGGAUGAACGUCAUACCGGAGGAGUUGAGGGUCAACGCCCGCAUCAUCGAUCCCCCGACGCUGAAAUACGGCGAGCAGGGCCGGCAAAAGAGCAUCUGCUCGUCAAGUGGAUCUGUCUUGUGCCAUUAUAUGAGCAACAACAGGAUCGACAAGCACGUAUAUGAAGGAUGUAGCACCAUUGACCAGUGGAUAGUGGUUAUUUAUGAGCGCAGGGCCAGAUUCAACCCGCCACGCCUAGAAGGAAUGAUACGCGGCCUUGUAUCAGGCUGCGAAAGCAUCGGUCUCUCGAUUAAUCCAUAUCCAUUCUACGUGAAAUGGGAAAAUGGGCAAGGAAACAUUGGCAAGGCACAUCGAUCCUCGAACCUUCAUCUGUCUAUCUGCAAGGAUGGCCGUCCGGAUCUAGUCGUCGUCAUCCUUCCGGGGGACGGCCAAGAUGACCUCUAUGCCCACGUGAAGUUCUUUGGAGAUGUGAAGGACGGGGUGAUGACGCAGUGCAUGCUGUCAACAAAAUGUACCGCUGCCAGCCGGCAAUAUUUUGUGAAUGUGGCACUCAAGAUAAACGCUAAACUCGGAGGGAUCAACGUCAUCCCGGAUCCCGCCCAUGUAUCGAUGUUGACCGAUCCCGUUCACCCGACCAUCGUAAUGGGUGCGGAUGUGACGCACCCACGGCCCGGGGUGCAGCAUCGACCAUCCUUCGCUGCCGUUGUCGCGAACAUAGACAGCCACAACGCAAAAUAUGUGGCGAGGAUGGAAGUUCAGGACCCCAAUGUAGAGAUGAUACAGGGCUUGGAAGACAUGAGCAAGGCAAUCUCAAUAAUUUCCAUGUACAUACGGAGAAACAACAUGGCACCCAAGCGCCUCAUCUUCUACCGAGAUGGCGUGUCGGAAGGCGAAUUCAGACAAGUACUCGAGAAAGGUAAACAUUGGUUAUAUGCGUGCCAAGCACUCGGCAUCGCGCCUAAAAUCACGCUGGUCGUGGUCGGCAAGCGGCACCACGCUCGCUUCUUCCCCACAGACACCAAAAACAAGGACAAGAGCGAUAACUGUCGUGCGGGGACGGUCAUUGACACAGGCGUGGUCAACCCCCUUGAAUUCAAUUUUUACCUGCAAAGCCACGCCGGAAUCAUCGGGACAAGCCGCUCCGCGCACUACAAUGUGCUCUACGACGAGAAUCAGUUCACUGCCGACGGGUUGCAAGAGCUGUCGUAUGCUUUGUGCCACGUGUACUCCCGCGCAACGCGCUCAGUGUCCAUCCCUGCUCCCGUGUAUUAUGCGAACACCGUCUGUGCUCGAGCGCAGUACCAUUACGAUCCGCAGGUCAGAAUGGGGCUCUCGCUAUCGGAGACGGGGGAGAGUGAGGAGGAAGGUUUUGAUCUGGAGGCAUUCAAGAAGGGGUUCCUCCCACUGCACGAGCGCAUGAUGGGAUCGAUGUAUUUUUCGUGA
Messenger RNA from Heterobasidion irregulare TC 32-1, 2622 nucleotides. RefSeq lists its product as uncharacterized. The coding region runs from base 1 to 2622 and encodes 873 amino acids. The record is from RefSeq and is a predicted model, not a curated record. Lineage: Eukaryota; Fungi; Basidiomycota; Agaricomycetes; Russulales; Bondarzewiaceae. The transcript is spliced from 20 exons. Gene Ontology annotation, molecular function: protein binding; RNA binding.